AUGUUUCGAGCGCAGCAGAAUGCAUUCGAUGACGCCGUCGCAAAAGCAACCGAUGAAAACCUCACGUCAGAGAACUGGGAGUAUAUAUUGGACGUUUGUGAUAGAGUCGGCGCAGAAGACUCAGGAGCAAAAGAUGCGGUUGCCUCCAUGAUCAAACGUCUUGCCCACCGAAAUGCGAAUGUGCAGCUCUACACACUGGAGCUAGCGAAUGCAUGCUCCCAAAAUUGCGGUCCAAAGAUGCACAGGGAGUUAGCUUCGAGGAGCUUCACAGAUGCACUACUACGACUGGCGGGCGAUAGGAAUACACAUCAACAAGUGAAGGCUAAGAUCCUAGAGCGCAUGGCAGAAUGGUCAGAGGAGUUCUCGAAGGAUCCUGACCUGGGCAUUAUGGACCAGGCGUAUAUGAAGCUGAAGACUCAAAAUCCGAAUCUUUACCCACCGUCCAAGCCAAACAAGCGUCAAAUCACAGAUGUUGAUAGACAAAAGGAGGAGGAGGAAUUACAAAUGGCGCUGGCACUAUCAAUCAAGGACAAGCCUGCGGCCGGACAAGCAUCUGGAAAGGAGGCCAGCCCAGCAUCAUCUUCGACAGCUGCCGGUCCUUCGCAACAGAUGGCACCCGCACAACCUGUGUCAUCAGGCACGACCGCAGCUACAGUUUCAAGGGUGCGAGCAUUAUUCGACUUUCAGCCUUCAGAAGCCGGAGAAUUACAAUUUCGCAAAGGUGACAUCAUCGCUGUGAUGGAAUCAGUUUACAAAGACUGGUGGAAGGGCUCGUUGAGAGGACAGACCGGUAUCUUCCCGUUGAACUAUGUCGAGAAAUUGGCGGACCCCACUCAGGAUGAUCUGCAGCGAGAGGCGCAAAUGGAAGCUGAAGUCUUUGGAGAGAUCAAGAACGUGGAAAAACUUCUGACAUUGCUAAGCACCAGCAGUUCAGAGCUGAAUGUCAGGGAUAAUGAAGAGAUCACGGAGCUUUAUCACUCAACGCUGGCGAUACGACCGAAGCUCAUUGAGCUGAUUGGGAAAUACUCGCAGAAAAAGGACGACUUUACGCAGCUCAAUGAGAAAUUCAUCAAAGCACGGAGGGAUUACGAAUCGCUGCUGGAAGCUUCGAUGUCCCAACCUUCACAGCCUCAGUAUGGUCGCCAAAGCCAGCCACAGUAUGGGUUUGAUGGUGGCUAUCCACAGCAGGGACCACCUCCCCAACAAGGUCCUGGUCGCUAUUAUACCCCUGGUCCGAACGGUGUUCCUCCUGACUCACGCACCCCAAAGCCGCAGUAUCCAGCUCAGAAUGGGCCCCAACCGUUUUCAUAUGCCGGUCAAGCACCACCAUCCCAGCAACCGCAAUCACAAUAUCCAACUCACGAUCCUCGCAACCGAAUACCAUCCGGUAACCAGGGUCCACCCUCAUCAGAUCCCUAUUCCCACCGCCCACAAUCAACCUACGACAAUCCGCAAGAGCUCUCCUCAUCUUCCUACGCAAGCCCCACAGACACCCGGCCCCAAUCAUACCCCCCUCAUGUCCAACAAUCGAAGGCCGAGAGCGAGUACUCACCCUCCCUCCACUCUCCUACAGACGGCGAGCCCUUUGGACAAGCGCAGCAAUCUCAAGCACCGUACGCCAGCCAACAAGCUCCUUACCCUCACACUCCCGUGGGCCCUCCCUCUACCCAAGACCUCUACGCACCGUACAACCAAGCACCACCUUCACAACCGCCGCCUCAAGCGCCGUCUCCUAGCAUGGGCCAGAACCCAUAUCCGGUCCUCAACUCGGGACCACCUUCAGGCGGGUACCAGGCAUAUCAUGCUCCGCCGCCGCAACAGCAGUCGGGCUAUGUUGCUGAGGCGCAAGGGAACCCAAAUGAUUUCUACAGGUAA
Letharia columbiana is the source of this 1875-nucleotide messenger RNA. RefSeq lists its product as uncharacterized. The record is from RefSeq and is a predicted model, not a curated record. Gene Ontology annotation, molecular function: ubiquitin binding; phosphatidylinositol binding. Gene Ontology annotation, cellular component: ESCRT-0 complex. The coding region runs from base 1 to 1875 and encodes 624 amino acids. Gene Ontology annotation, biological process: protein transport to vacuole involved in ubiquitin-dependent protein catabolic process via the multivesicular body sorting pathway. Lineage: Eukaryota; Fungi; Ascomycota; Lecanoromycetes; Lecanorales; Parmeliaceae. The transcript is spliced from 9 exons.